UCAAGGUUCAUGACCUAAUCCUAACAUACCAUGUUGGCGCAAAGUAACCAUUACCAGAUUUACUCUGUAUAUAUCACCAUUCAUUUGGUAAACCUCAAAUUUCGUGCAGUGCUGAGAAAAUCCAGACCAAGUCACAGACACAGUCCUGCUCUGACUCGUGAGGUAGCUAUAUACCUGAGUCACCGACGUUCGGCAAUUGAAGUUGUUUCUCUGUUGGAGCUGGCCACAGACUAUCUAAACGAAACCAUGGAACAGAAAUCUGAAGUCAACAUUCGACCCGAGGACAAGAAAAUCGAAAAGAUUAGGUCCCAGCCUCGUUUCCGUGUCGCGCUGGGAUUGGCUGUCGCCUUGCUGCUUGUGACUUGCGCGGUGGCGGCUGGUGGACUGAUGACGUAUUUCCUGGGAAGAAACGGAAAUAAACGGUUCACUAUAAAGACCUCUGUGAAUGGCCAGACCUUUACAGAGGAGGUGGAAGUGGACCGAGAGAACGGCAUGGUGAGGUACCGUGAUGACGUCAACACUGGAGACGGAGAGAUCAUACAAGCCAAAGAGGGACUGACAGUACUCUACCAGCGAGGUAGCUGUCACAUUUUGACGGACAGAAAGGACAACCGCACGAGGGAUCUGGACUUUGACAUUGACGCAGCGGAGGUUGCCAUGAAGUCCUUAGCUGAUGCCAGUGACGUGCCAAGUUUUGACAUUGACCAGAUCGUCCUCCUAAACCGGUCCGUUUCGGUUAGUGUUGAAGAUGACGUCAUCUGGCGAUCGCGGUUGCCACCUGUGUGUCAUGACGUCACUUUGUAUUGGGUCCAAGAUGUGGACGCUCGAGAUUAUUGGAGACAUGAGACGGAUUCUGCAGAAAGUACGGAAACAUCCCAUGGGAGCCGUGAUAGGCGACUUAUUGGACGUAUUGAAGAUAUUGGGACUAUUGAACUUAUUCAUCCACCUCCAAUUAUCAUACCGAUUGUCAGUUAUGUAGGACGAUGUCGUCGUCAUGGUACCGGAUGCGUAUGUGCCUUUCAAUGCCUUUUCUGCGGAUGUUAUAAAAUAAGUAUCGUGAGCUGGUAGAGUUAACGCGUGAGUGUUUCACGUUUUGUUCAAUCAUUUUCGAAACCUUAAUUACAUCCUAACUGAGAUAAGUAACUGUUUUGAAUUAUUUCUUACCUUUGUCUGGCAUUCUAAAUAUUUUCUAUUGUAUUUCAACGUGUUAUAAACAUUUCUACUGUUGAAUACAUUAUUUGUGUGUAAUAUGUAUCAAUGGAACACUGUACACAGCUAAUUUGAUGGCUGCAAUAACACACAUCUACCAUUUGGAAAAUGAUGCCCAUUGUUAGAAUAUGUUAUAAGAGUUCAAAAAGCACACAUAUGUUUGAACAUUUUUCUAGCUAAUGAGUUAUUUGUACAGUUAUUUUUUCAAUGUUUCCAACAUACAAUUAUAAGUUUAAACAUGUUCAAACCGUCAUUCUAAAUUGUUUAAAAAAUGUAUUGUGAAUGAAAUGCUUUUGUAAUGGUAAAAGUUCACACUUGUUACAAAUACCAUUUUAAAACCCUCUUGGAGACCUGGAAUGGACUCUAGUAGCAGUACACGGCAACCAAUGAAGUUUAAUGUAUAUGUUUGAAAGACCACUUCCUUCUUUCAUGUUGGGAAGUAUUGAUUUAUGUCAGUCUAGUAUCCGCAGGCUCUAAAGUUAGAAUGUAUAAUAUAACUGGAGGAGUACGCCAUGAUAAGAUGUUGUAUUUGCUGUGAUAAAUGCCCUCAACUAUCAUUAAGACAGGCCUAGUUUCUUGGGGAAAAAAUAAAUAAAUAAAAGAGUUAUGAAUUUC
Branchiostoma floridae (Florida lancelet) is the source of this 1824-nucleotide messenger RNA. RefSeq lists its product as uncharacterized. NCBI's taxonomy places the organism in Eukaryota, Metazoa, Chordata, Leptocardii, Amphioxiformes, Branchiostomatidae. Bases 31 to 1068 code for a protein of 345 amino acids. The record is from RefSeq and is a predicted model, not a curated record. The transcript is spliced from 7 exons.